Saccostrea cuccullata (small rock oyster) is the source of this 5511-nucleotide messenger RNA. RefSeq names its product single-stranded DNA-binding protein 3-like. Lineage: Eukaryota; Metazoa; Mollusca; Bivalvia; Ostreida; Ostreidae. The coding region runs from base 121 to 1497 and encodes 458 amino acids. Gene Ontology annotation, molecular function: protein binding; single-stranded DNA binding. The transcript has 22 exons. Gene Ontology annotation, biological process: positive regulation of transcription by RNA polymerase II. Gene Ontology annotation, cellular component: nucleus. The record is from RefSeq and is a predicted model, not a curated record.
ACACCUGGCUUUAGAAAAGCCCGAGGAAAGCGAAAAACCUUUGUGUCGGAUAAAGGGAUGUGCCCAGACAUUGUUUGGAUUUGAUGGCGUUACACAGUGCGUGACAGUUCAGCUCCCAGCAUGUACUCGAAGGGGAAAGGAUCUACGGUACCCUCGGAUGCCCAAGCUCGCGAAAAGUUAGCCCUCUAUGUAUAUGAAUAUUUAUUACACGUCGGAGCACAGAAAAGUGCACAGACUUUCCUAUCAGAGAUACGAUGGGAAAAGAACAUAACAUUAGGGGAACCACCGGGGUUUUUACAUUCUUGGUGGUGUGUAUUUUGGGAUUUAUAUUGUGCAGCUCCCGAGAGGAGAGAGAACUGUGAUCAUUCUAGUGAAGCUAAGGCAUUUCAUGAUUAUGGGUUUGUAAAUUCAGGGUAUGGAGUAAAUGGUAUAGCACAUAAUGCAGCAGCACCUAGUCCAUUAGGUCAAAUGAAUCCUCAGGAUGGAAUUCCUGGGGGGCCAAUGCCACCAGGGUUUUUUCCUCCUGGAGCUUCACAACAGUCCCCCCAUGCCCAGCCACCUCCCACCCACCCCAUGAUGGGACAGAAUCAACCUUUCAUGUCUCCCCGAUACCCAGGUGGGCCAAGGGGCCCCGGGCCUGUUAGAAUGCCGCCCAAUCAAGUUGAUUUCAAUCCACCAGGCAGUGGGUCAGGUCCAAUAAUGCCUAACAGUAUGGAACCCAGGCCAGCAGAAUUUGCUGGUCAUCCGAGCAUGGGUCCAAUGGGACCUAGAAUGGCACACGGUAGAAUGCCAGGACCCAUGAAUCCAUAUGAUUCAUUAAGUUAUGGUGGUAUGAGAGGUCCACCACCAAAUAACAUGGGCCCUGGAGGAAUGCCUCCCAUGUCAAUGCCAGGGGGACAAGGAAGUCGACCUUGGGCACCAACCACAUCAUCAAUAAAUUACUCAUCAGCAUCACCAGGCAGUUAUAAUGGACCUGGAGGAGGGGGGCCCCCUGGAACACCUAUCAUGCCAAGUCCACAAGGAUCUCAAGGGCCAUUUUCUCCUGCCAGCCAUCAACGAAUUGGGUCAAGGCCAGGUGACUACAUCUCCAACGACAACAUGCCGGAUGAUGUUGAACCACAAAAGAUGCUUUGUUUAGAUUCAACUAAUUCAGGAGAUGGAAUGUAUGGAAUGAUGAAACCAGGGGGGCCAGGAUUACCGGGCAUGCCAGGGCAGUUCCCAGGGAUGCCAGGUGGGCCUGAUGGAGCUAUGGGCAUGGGGCCAGACAUCGGGCAAGUCAUGAAUGGUGGUGACAUAGAUGGCAUGAAGAAUUCCCCCGCAAACGGCCCAGGGACGCCGCCAGUUAGCAUGGCUGGCUACGUGGGCGACGGCUUAGGUUACCAAGAUAAUGACCAAAUCGAAUCCGCGGCAAUCCUCAAGAUAAAAGAAAGCAUGGCAGAGGAAGCUAAGCGGUUUGAAAAAGACUCCGAUCAGCCUGACUAUUUUAUGUCACAAUAAUACAUCAUCCCAUUCAUUUUUUUUUUUGUUCAGAAACAAAUCUCGUCUUUAUUGUAAAUUUUUUUGUUAUUUAUAAGUUAUAUUGACUUUGCUGUCUAUAAUAAUGACCAUCGCGAGAAUGUUUUAUUUACGAUGGAAAGUGGUCAUAAUUAUUAAAAAAUGGUGCUUUGUUUUUAUGUUAAACUGGGAAUUUUUGGAAAACCAAAGGACUGGGGAUACAAAAUCAUUAAAAACCCCUCCCACCUUAAGUCAAUUUGAGUUAUUCUCCGUUCCCUUAUGAAUUUCUUAUAAAAAUGUUGAAGUAGGUCAAAUAGGGUUUGAAACUUGAAUCAUUUAGAAUGUUGUUUUUGUCCGUUGUGGCUUUCCAAAUCGUUUUCUUUGCAUUUUUUGUUAACUGCCAUGUUCAACAUAAUUAAUUUCUAACGGAAACUUCAUUUACACAUAUUUUGAAGGUGCUUUUAACACAUCUACACAAGCUACAUGAGAUUUGGUGCAAAUCAGUAUUUUUAUUCUCACACAUGACAAGAAAACCAACAGUUGGUUGUGACAUAACCCAUUAAAAUAAGAUCAUCACCACCCAUUUCCUGAAUCCAUUCUAUCAUGAAUCCCCCCUUUGUUGCCCCUCUCCUUUGGUUGGUCCAGCCCAGUUUUUUAUUUAUAUGUGCUGAUCACAUGUCUUUGACUGAAAUGACAUUUUUACACUAGACCAAAAGACACAUCAGGAUUGUUUGAGCAAGAAAUAGUCUUUGAGCCACAAAUGCCGCCUCUUAAUUUUAUAUUGUUAGCUUUAAAAGUAGAAGCUAAUUUGUCUAUCGCUUUAGUAUUAACAUUUAACAGAAUUACUCAUUUUUUUUUCUGCCUCUUACAUUUACAUUUAAUUUAUUUUUUGGGUUAAUCUGCAUGUUUGAACAGUGAAUUGAAUAUAUAUUUGACAAAAAAAGGUUUUGAAAGGAAAUGGUUUUCAAGAAAAAAGAAUAUGUGAAAAACUGAAAAAGAAAUUCUAGCCAAAAAUGCAUCAACUUUUUUCUGUUCUUUUUUGGUCAUCAUGUCGUGUUUUAUGUGUUUUAACCCUCCUGUUUUUUUUUUCUCUUACACAGACAGGAAAAAAGCGCUACACGUUUAUAUAAAAGUCGACAAAACAUUGAAAAAAUAUCAAAUCUUCUGUCCCCUUCCCCCUCUCCGUGUGGCUUUGUUUUUCUGGCUUGUCAGAUUAUUUCUGUACAACUCCUAGCACCCACCCACUUUAUGUCUCUAUAUAUGCACAUUAGUAUUGAUAUCACUACAUAGCUGCAGCCUGGGUUAAGAGAUUAAAGAACUCAGAAAAUAAAACAGUUAACAGGUGCAUUUCCAUAAAACUCUGACCCAGAGGUCAUGGGGUAUUUUUUGUUGGAAUUUUUAAACUGUAUAUGAUAUAUAUGUAUACAAUUAUCAUGUUUUUUUUUUCUAUUUAUUAUUUGUCAUUGUUCAUUUCCCAUAUUUUUUCACAUAUGUCUCAAAAAUUGUAUGUUUAGUAUGAAAAAAAGAUUGAUUUUGUUUAUUCACCUUUGAGUUUAUAAUGAUUACUGUUUUUGUAAUGCAUUUAAUCCACAGUUUAAGGAUUAUAGAUGACAUACAUAGAUUCGUGAUCUGGAUCGACAGAGUGAGUGACACUUUUAGCAUAAACCGUAGCAAGAGGUCUACAAUCAUUUCAAAGGAGGUAUAUUUUUGAACUUCUUUUUUUUCUGUUUUUUGCAAUUUCAUUGACACUGUUUGAGAGUGUGUCAUGGAACAAGAGGGAUGAAAGAAUGAGGAUUGAGAAUUUUUAUUCCACAAAAAGUAAUUUAGAGAAUUUAGCAGUUAAUCGUGUAGCAAUUAGCAAUCUCAUUUACUUUGUGUUUUCUCUAUGGAGAUAGGUAGAUGACAAGAUUUUUGCAAAUGACGAAUACUUGACAAAAAAAUAGGAAUUUGCAUCUCAAAACUUUGGUAAUUGAUAAAAUAUAGCCACUAUUGUCUCAACAUUUGAUUUAUUUUUCUCACAGUGAACACAUAGUUUGGAAUGACUGCAUGUUUAUUUCACUAGUUUGUAAGUCUUGCCUUCAUACCAAAGAGCAGGUUAUUUUUUAGGGGGAGGGACUUUACUCGUAGGUUGUGAAAAUUAAUUAGCUGUUUAAUUUGUAUGUUUCAUUCAUAACACCAGAUUUCUUUCAAAAAAUAUGGUCAGUUUAUUUUUCUUUUGUCUUAAGGGGAUAGAAGACAUCACUAUAGGUUAUUACAAAUUAUUCUGAGAAGGCAUUUUUAUUAAAAAAAAAAUAAUUGGCAAUCUUUGAGUGAUUUUUUAAAGCGCAUUUUUUCACAUUUUUUUCUCUCUGUAUGGAAGGGGAAGAUUAAUUUCCAUGACGAUAUAUACAAUUAUAAAGUUGUGUUAAGCCAUAUAUUUAACAUGUUCAUAUUCCAAACUGAGUACAUUAUUGAGAAAUUUUGACUUGUGUUCAGGACAUUCAAUGCAUUUAAAAAUUCUGCAUCCAUUUUAAGUGAUUUUGUUGAUUUCUCUGUUUUCUUAAGACAUUCUUAAGUUAUAUAUGUGCACUUGUGAAUGACCAUAAGAACUUUGAUUAUAGCGUGAACUGAGAUUUUUUUCUUUUUUAACUUGUUAACAUUUGGCAAAUGUGAAUUAUGUUCAAACUGUUUUGUUCUUUAUUUAUGUUGGUGUAUUAGAUUUAUAAGGAUCUGAAAUGAUGGAUUAUUGCAAACAGUUUUACGCAAUAUAUAGAUUUCCCAUUGUCCUGGGUAAUUUUUUUUAUCCAGCAGUAUAUAUAUUAUAUUUUGUAUUGGGUGUUAUUUUGAGGGGAAAACGACAGAUUUUCAGCAAAAUAACAGACUUUCUUUUUGUCGAAUUUUCAGUUAUUUUAAGUCCAAAACCAUUGUUGAUGAUGCGUUUUGAUUUUGAAAGAUACCACAAACUCAGGUGACUUAACAUUGGAUCAUUGUUGGGGAAUAAGAUUUCAGUUUUUGUCCACAAUCUUGCCAUUUCAUACAGUUUAAAAAUCUGGGUUGUGAAUCAUAUCCUAAGUAAACCCCCUCUUAAGUUCUAUUCUUGAUGCUAUGUAAUGGUUAAAGAUAGUACGCGGGUGGAUUCCGGACAGAAACUAACGAUUAAAAGCAGAGCCUGUUGUUUUGUUUUCAGAUAUAUCGGGAUUUCAAGCCUCUCAAUUAUGAUCUGUGAAUAUUUUUUUCCUGAAUUUUUUCUUGGUUUUAGUAACUUAUAGAUAUAUUGCCUAAUACAUUUUUUAUUUUGCAAGAAAUAUGCAUUUUUUAUGUUUCUGUAUAACUAUCUCAUUUCAUUUAUUAAAUAAUAUGGCUGUAGUGUAUGAAGGUUUUUUUUCUCUUUUUAUUUUCCCCAACAUUGUUGAUGUUCAAGCGAUGAAUUGUAUGGUGUGAAAAUGAAUGAUGUAUAAGGUUGCAAUCAAAAAAACAGUAAAAUGACAUGGCAAUAUAUUCCCUCAUAUAAAUAUACAAACGUUGUUGUCGAACAUUGUGUAAAUACUUCAUAUCCCAUUUUUCUGUAUGGAAGUAAAUGGUCUUAACAUUAUAUAUAUAUAUUUUUUAUUUCCUGUACAGCCCAUACACAUCGGUUGAUCUGUCUUGAUGUGUAGUAGCAAUUAUCAAUGUUCCUGUUGUUACAAUAUCAUCAGAAAACCUUUUUUUUUUUAAUAAAGGGAGAUAAUUGACUAAGGAGACCUCAUUCUCAUACAAAUCCAUGCAUUAUGAUAUAUAUGUGGACAGUAAAAAAAAUCUCAUCUGAAAAAAAAAAUCUUUUUCGAGGUUGUUUAUAUUUUUUACAGUAGAGGUCAAAGGUCGACUGUCUCCUUGGUGACUUAUCCCCCGUGAACUACAUUGAUAGUUGCCCUUUAGUCAUAUGUCUGUUUAGUAUCAGUAUGUUGGCUGUAUGUUUCUGUAUUGUACAAGAUCUUCUAUAGUCAUUAUUGACUGGAAGCUCCAUAAAGAUGGAAUAAAUUAUCAGUGAGAACAUUCUAA